Messenger RNA from Xenopus tropicalis (tropical clawed frog), 7992 nucleotides. It is a transcript of the gene cacna1h, whose product is annotated as calcium channel, voltage-dependent, T type, alpha 1H subunit. Gene Ontology annotation, cellular component: voltage-gated calcium channel complex; membrane; plasma membrane. The transcript is spliced from 36 exons. The coding region runs from base 449 to 7831 and encodes 2460 amino acids. The record is from RefSeq and is a predicted model, not a curated record. Lineage: Eukaryota; Metazoa; Chordata; Amphibia; Anura; Pipidae. Gene Ontology annotation, biological process: transmembrane transport; monoatomic ion transport; calcium ion transmembrane transport. Gene Ontology annotation, molecular function: monoatomic ion channel activity; voltage-gated calcium channel activity.
AGUUUCCCGCUGGGCACAGUUAGAGGCAGCUCCGCACAGUGCGCUCUCCUCUCCGCUCUUCUCUCCGCUCUUCUCCCCGCUCUUCUCCCCGCUCGGUCCCGCAGGAGGGAGACGCAUUCGGAGCGGCAAAGCCUUUCCAAGUCGGAUACCACUAAGUCGCUGACUGCUGCUGAGAAGCCGGGAUUGUACAAUAGACACACGGAGCAUCCUUCUGUCGGGCACCGGGCACCUCCUCACUGGGACCAACCAUCGCUGGCGGGGGCGGGGGGACCCCUUGGAUAUAUAUAUUCCUAUACUGACCCCCCCUCCCCAACUCAAGAACUUGCUCAUUUGUCUGCAACCUGCUGCGAACCCCCCCUAUUAUUACUGUGGAGUUUCAUGUAAACUGGAGCUGAGCUAUGCUUUUGGGAAGCCUGGAAUCCGUUAAAUUAAGGUGCCGUUUGCUAUCAUGACUGAUGGCGAGAGGAAAGAGCCCUUCCAGCCACUGGCCGGAGACGAUAUCCGGGUGCCCAUACCCCCGACACCCCAAGCAGGGGACCCCAGUGAAGAAGAGGAUGCGGGAAAUGCAGAGAAGUCAGCUCUGGGCAGCUUGGGCUCUGGAGGUUCUUCUGGAAGAGGUCGUGAACAAGGGAUGGGCUCGGAGGAAGGAGAACAGGUUCCAUACCCAGCCCUGGCACCCACCGUCUUCUUCUGUCUCAGCCAAACCACGCGUCCACGGAACUGGUGCCUCAGACUGGUCUGUAAUCCAUGGUUCGAGCAUGUCAGCAUGCUGGUCAUUUUGCUGAACUGCGUCACCCUGGGGAUGUUCCAGCCCUGCGAGGAUACAAACUGUAUGUCAGAGAGAUGCAACAUUCUAGAGGCAUUCGACGGCUUCAUCUUUGCAUUCUUUGCUGUGGAGAUGGUUAUUAAGAUGGUAGCGCUUGGCAUCUUUGGGCAGAAGUGCUACCUGGGAGACACAUGGAACUGGCUGGAUUUCUUCAUUGUUAUGGCAGGGAUGUUGGAAUAUUCCCUCGAUGGACACAAUGUCAGCCUAUCCGCUAUCCGCACUGUACGUGUUUUAAGGCCGCUAAGAGCCAUUAACAGGGUUCCCAGUAUGAGGAUACUGGUGACCCUGCUGCUAGAUACUCUGCCUAUGUUAGGCAACGUCCUUCUCUUGUGUUUCUUUGUGUUUUUCAUCUUUGGAAUCGUCGGCGUUCAGCUUUGGGCUGGGCUACUGCGCAACAGGUGUUUUAUGGAUACAAAUUUUGUAAUGAGUUACAAUUUCACCCCUCUGAGGCCGUAUUACCAGGUGGAUGAUGCAGAGGACAACCCUUAUAUCUGCUCCUCUAACCGAGACAAUGGGAUGUUAAAGUGCCAGGACAUCCCUCCCAAAAUGGACUGCUCCCAUGUAUACUACUCAGAUUUCCCCAGUAGGAAUAGCUGCGUGAAUAUUAAUCAAUACUACAACGUAUGCAAGCCGGGAGAGUUCAAUCCACAUAAAGGGGCCAUUAAUUUUGAUAACAUUGGCUACGCCUGGAUAGCCAUUUUUCAGGUUAUAACCCUAGAAGGAUGGGUUGAUAUCAUGUACUAUGUUAUGGACGCACAUUCUUUUUACAAUUUUAUAUAUUUUAUACUACUUAUAAUAGUGGGUUCUUUCUUCAUGAUAAACUUGUGCCUGGUUGUGAUAGCAACACAGUUUUCUGAAACAAAGCAGCGAGAGAACCAGCUAAUGCAGGAGCAACGGGCUCGUUACCUCUCCAACGACAGCACAAUCGCCAGCUUCUCGGAGCCAGGGAGCUGCUAUGAGGAGCUGCUCAAAUACAUCUGCCACAUCUUCAGGAAGGUUAAGCGAAGGACGUUAAGACUUUAUAAUAACUGGCAGAAUAAGAGGAGGAAAAAAGUUCAGCCCAACAGCAACACGAACAGUCAGGGGCGUCACCGCAAGUGCAAGCGGCGUAUCACCUCCAUUCAUCACUUAAUACACCACCACCAUCAUCACCACCACCAUCAUUACCACAUCAGCAAUGGGAGUCCCCGGGGUCCCAGGUCUAGUCCGGAGAUCUGUGAUGUGGAGAUGAAAAUCAUGAAGCCAAAGAAUCAACUAAGGCUUCCUCCAGCAUCCCCCAGCCUCCAAAGCAUGUCCCCCAACAGUGAGGCCGUCCACAGUAUCUACCACGCGGACUGCCACUUAGAGGCGCCUCAGCGGAAAUCGAGCAAGUCUUCCAAUGCCUCGUCAAACAUAAAACUGAAUGCUGGGUUGAAUCACAGUAACAUGAACUAUCCCACCAUCAUGCCCUCCCAAGCCAACAAAACCAGCCCCGCAACACUACCCAAAGGAAAAAGGAAUGGCAGCAAUGCAGUCAGCUUGCUAAGCAGCCCAGUCAGUAUGAAGGCAGAUUCGUUUGGGAAGACCAACCACCUAGUCGGAGAGCAUGGCCUGUGCAGGAGUUCCAGUAAGCUCUCCGGUUUGAGCGUGCCAUGCUCCUUGCCAAGCCCUCAGCCAAGCCCUCUACUGUGCGAAAUCCAGAACUGCCCGUACUGUGCCAACCUUUUGGAGAACCCUGACUUGGAGCUCAGCGACUCUGAGAGUUGCGAAUCGGAUUCUAACGGGGUCUAUGAAUUCACCCAGGACUUGAGGCGUGGAGACCAAAGAGACCAGGUGCAGAAAGGCAGAAAGCUCAAGACUAAGCCAAAGGAGGCUAACAAGGUGUAUCUGCUCUGGGAAGAGUUUACCGUCCGACUGAAAAGGAUUGUGGACAGCAAAUAUUUUAACCGCGGGAUUAUGAUUGCCAUCCUGAUCAACACGCUGAGCAUGGGGAUUGAGUAUCAUGAGCAGCCAGAAGAACUGACUAACGCCUUGGAAAUCAGCAAUAUUGUGUUUACAAGCAUGUUUGCGCUGGAGAUGCUGCUGAAACUCUUGGCCUUUGGGAUCUUUCAAUACAUCAAGAAUCCAUACAACAUCUUUGAUGGGAUCAUUGUCGUCAUCAGUGUGUGGGAAAUCAUCGGUCAGUCGGACGGAGGUCUGUCUGUGCUUAGAACAUUUCGCCUCCUUCGUGUGCUGAAGCUGGUACGAUUUAUGCCAGCACUGCGGCGUCAGCUGGUGGUCCUGGUGAAGACGAUGGACAACGUUGCCACCUUUUGCAUGCUUCUUAUGCUCUUCAUCUUUAUAUUCAGCAUCCUUGGCAUGCAUCUGUUUGGGUGUAAGUUUACUUGGACUGCAGACACCGGAGAGACAGUCAAAGACAGAAAGAACUUUGAUUCUUUGCUUUGGGCGAUUGUCACCGUCUUCCAGAUUCUCACCCAAGAAGACUGGAACAUGGUCCUAUACAAUGGCAUGGCUUCCACCUCCUCCUGGGCAGCUCUCUACUUUGUGGCCCUGAUGACAUUUGGAAAUUAUGUGCUUUUCAACUUGUUAGUAGCCAUCUUAGUCGAAGGCUUCCAAGCAGAGGGAGAUGCAACAAGGUCAGAUACAGAGGAGGACAAGGCUUCAGGCAACUUUGAUGAAGAUCUGGAGAAACUGAAGGAGCUUCGUGCUGCAGAACUGAAGAUGUACUCACUCGCAGUGACACCCAACGGACACCUGGACCCUCGGAGUUCCAUGCCCCCACCUAUCAUCAUGCGCACCGCCGCCACCCCAAUGCCUACACCAAAGAGCUCCCCUUGCAUGGACUCAUCACAUCCGUUCGGCGAUUCAAGAAGGGAAAGUAGCGUCUCGAUAGAUCCAUCAAUCGUUGAUCAGAAGUCUUUGGCAAGUCUACGCAGCACCCCUUGUACCCCCUGGGGCACUUACAGCAACUGGGGAAGCCGUCGCUCUAGCUGGAAUAGUCUGGGUAGAGCCCCAAGCAUCAAAAAGAAGAGCCAAUCAGGGGAGAGGGAGUCCUUACUCUCUGGUGAAGGAAAGGGGAGCACAGAUGAUGACUCAGAUGACUGCAAGUCAAGCCCAGCGGCGAGGGUAUCUCUCCAUCGCAGGGCAGGUUCCCUGGACACGCGGGGCUCUUUGGAUAUCCCAGAUUUCCUGCAGGUGCCCACGUUACGCCAUUCCCUAAGUGUCAGUCCUUUGGCCAUGGUUCCUUCAGAUUAUCAAGAUUGCAAUGGGAAAAUGAUGCACGUGCCCAGUGAUCUGUUCGUUCGGGUGGAGAAACACAGGGAGGAUCCGUUGGAGUAUGAAGACGACAUAGAAGAUAGUUACUGUUUCCGAAUCCGAAAGAUGUUGGAGCCAUACAAACCUACAUGGUGUAAGACGCAUGAAGACUGGUCCCUCUACAUGUUCUCACCUCAAAACCAGUUCCGGAUGAUGUGCCAAAAAGUCAUUGCCCACAAGAUGUUUGACCACGUGGUUCUUGUCUUCAUCUUCUUAAACUGCAUCACCAUUGCACUUGAACGGCCUGAUAUUGACCCCAAUAGCCUGGAACGGAUAUUCUUGAGUGUCUCCAAUUACAUUUUUACUGCAAUCUUUGUUUUGGAAAUGGCAAUUAAGGUGGUGGCCCUGGGCUUUGUCUCCGGGGAGAACACUUACCUGCAGAGCAGCUGGAACGUGCUUGAUGGGAUUCUGGUCUUCGUUUCCAUCAUCGAUAUCGUCGUGUCCCUUGCCUCUGCCGGGGGGGCAAAGAUCCUGGGAGUCUUGCGGGUACUGAGGUUGCUGCGGACCCUGCGCCCACUUAGGGUUAUCAGCCGAGCCCCGGGCCUGAAGUUGGUGGUAGAAACUCUCAUUUCCUCCCUGAGGCCUAUCGGGAACAUUGUCCUUAUCUGCUGCGCUUUCUUCAUCAUCUUUGGCAUUCUGGGAGUACAGCUUUUCAAAGGCAAGUUCUACUACUGCGAAGGGUUAGAGACGAGGAACAUCACCAACAGGUCAGAGUGCACCCGGGCACGGUACAAAUGGGUGCGGCGCAAAUACAACUUUGACAACCUUGGCCAGGCGCUGAUGUCGCUCUUUGUCCUCUCCUCCAAAGAUGGCUGGGUGAAUAUCAUGUACGAUGGCCUGGAUGCCGUUGCCACAGAUGUUCAGCCAGUCAAAAACCACAACCCAUGGAUGCUCCUGUACUUCAUCUCCUUCCUCCUCAUCGUCAGCUUCUUCGUGCUCAACAUGUUCGUAGGGGUGGUGGUAGAGAACUUCCACAAGUGCCGGCAACACCAGGAGGCGGAAGAGGCCCGGCGCCGGGAGGAGAAACGCCUCCGCCGCCUGGAGAAAAAGCGCAGGAGUAAGGCGUUGUAUAUGUCUGAGGCCCAGCGGAGACCGUAUUACGCAGAGUACUCGCCGGCGCGCCUCUACAUCCACACCAUGUGUACCAGCCACUACCUGGAUCUCUUUAUCACCUGCAUUAUUUGUAUCAACGUCAUCACCAUGUCCAUGGAACACUACAACCAACCCAAGUCCCUGGAUGAAGCUUUAAAAUACUGCAAUUACGUGUUCACCAUCGUCUUCGUGUUCGAGGCCCUGUUCAAGCUUGUGGCAUUUGGGUUCCGGAGGUUUUUUAAAGACAGGUGGAACCAACUGGACUUGGCCAUUGUUUUGCUCUCCAUCAUGGGAAUCACGUUAGAGGAGAUUGAGAUUAACGCCUCCCUUCCCAUCAAUCCAACUAUUAUACGCAUCAUGAGGGUGCUGAGGAUUGCUCGAGUGUUAAAGCUCCUGAAAAUGGCCACCGGGAUGCGAGCUUUGCUGGAUACUGUUGUGCAAGCGUUACCUCAGGUAGGCAACCUUGGCCUGCUCUUCAUGCUCCUGUUCUUCAUCUACGCAGCCCUGGGAGUGGAGCUGUUCGGAAAGCUCGUGUGCAAUGAGGAGAAUCCCUGUGAGGGACUCAGCCGACAUGCAACAUUUGAGAACUUUGGGAUGGCUUUUCUGACCCUCUUCCGUGUUUCCACAGGGGAUAACUGGAAUGGCAUCAUGAAGGACACUCUACGAGAGUGCAACAGCGAUGACAAGAACUGUCUCACCUACCUGCCCGUCAUCUCUCCCGUCUAUUUCGUAACCUUCGUGCUCAUUGCCCAGUUUGUCUUGGUCAAUGUGGUCGUGGCUGUGCUCAUGAAACAUCUAGAGGAGAGCAAUAAAGAGGCCAAAGAAGAUGCCGAGAUGGAUGCAGAGAUUGAGAUGGAGAUGUCUAGGGCACUGACACCUAUAAGUGGUGGCUGCACUCCAGCUUCAGAUGGCAAGGGAACUGAGGGAGGGCAAGAUCCAUUAAAGGGGGAGCUGCUGAAACAAGUGGGGGGGGCAGUGUGCCAAGAGAAUGUGACCUUAGUGAUCCCAGAGUCAAUGGAGGGUGCUGCCCUGCUGAACGACGCAGUCCCUGCUUGCUCCAUAUACCAACAGCAGGCCCUGCCACUUCCCCUCCAGCCUUGCGUCCUUGGGCACGAGGAUGGGGAUUUCCAAAGGAGGGAUGGAUCGGGCUCCCGAAACCUACUGGCUGUCAAAAAGAUCUCGGUGUCUAGGAUGCUCUCCUUACCUAAUGACAGCUACAUGUUUCGCCCAGUGCUACCAGCAAAGUCAUCUUAUCCUUUGCAAGAAGUGGAGACCACUGAAGAUAAUUCACCACAUGGGUCGACUGCUUCACUCCACUCCCAGCCAGGGGACAAUAACUCAUUGCUGAAUAUACCAGUGGAGUGCCAGCCACAGGCCUCUGUUAGCAACCACCAGGACUCUGCCGACCUGCCUAAAAUCCCACCGCCACAUACAUCCUCAAGAUCUCCAAGUCUAAACAGAUCCCUGAGAAGACAGGAGGCUAUACGUAUGGACUCAGUGGAUCAGGGUGGUGAUUCUAAGGACCUUAAUGUGGAAUCUACAGAGAGUUUGCAUCUGGGAGCUCCAUCAGUUACUACUUUAGUUCCAAAUUUGCUUUGCACCUUAAAUGUGUCUCUGCAGGGAACCCCCCAGUCCUCACCUAGGCUAUCUCCACAGCCUAGACAUUCCAGUGUCCUCACACACAACCAUGUAUACAGCCAACACAGUAUUCCAAGUCGGCCUUCGAGUGUCAGUAGUGGCAACAGCAACCCAGAGGAAUCUAUGUUUGAGUCCUCAGACCUGGCUGAUGAAGAAGUCAGCCAUAUAAACAGUUCAGCAAAAGACUGGAGAGGAUCAUCUAAUAAUAGAAGUCACUCUGUUUCUCCAUUCAUCUCCCAAUCUUCAUCUCCUCCUCCUCUUUCUCCGUCACUAAAGAACUGCAAUAGCACAGUCAGCCUGGCAGGGUCCAGCGGCAAAGAUAAAGACUUGAAGAAGUUCUAUAGUGUUGAUACUCAAGGAUUCUUAGCUAAGCCCUGCUGGGGGGAUGACCAAAGGAGGCACUCAAUUGAGAUCUGCCCUUCCAUUGAUGAUGGAGAUUCCUGCUUUGACCUGUCCAUGGAGGACAAACAUUGCUCUUCUGUUCUCAUUCGGUCUGACCCCGAAUACAUCAAUGGAGUCCGACGAAAGAAGAAGAUGAGUCCCCCUUGCAUUUCUAUAGACCCUCCUAUGGAGGAUGAAGGUGGCACAGCUUCCCGUACCAAAGCAUCAGAAAACAGCAUGAUGUUACGAAGAAGGACCCCAUCCUGUGAAUCUACUGCAUACAGGGACUCUUUAGAUCUUAGUGACAACCAGCUUGGGGACCAAAUAUCUAAAACUGAUAGACGAACCCAGGUGCCCUGUCGCAAUGAACACUUGAUCAUACCCAGCUACUCGUUUGACAAGGUGGACGGAAACGGCUUCUCAGACCUAAUAUCUAACAGUGGGGGUUCUACUCCGACGUCCGUUUUCAAUGAACCUGUGUCUUUAGAAAUGAAACAAAAAGAUCACAACGAUCUGAGCGGCGUUUCUAAAGUUUCGUUGAAAACUGCACUAGAUCACGUAUCCAACCCAACAGAGGACAUAAUCGAUAACCCAUUAUAGCUUUUAAUGAUUUAAGGGCUUGUGACAUUAUAACUGGUUGACGAACCACUGGAUAGACGGGUCUUAAAAUUACUUUUUGGGGGUGUUCGUGUUCUCAACGGGCUGUACGAUUUCAGGAGAACUAAAUAAAACAGGGGAUAUGCAGACGGUCUGAAUCUAAA